ACGAAAGUAUUUUGGGGAAGAGGUUUGUGAUUCAUAGGGCUGUGCGAAUUGGUCAGAAGAGAAGGGGAGUCAGCGGGUUGUUUUGCGUUGCUUAGAAUUUUACGGCCAGUGAGUCAGGCAAACAGUGCGCAGCGGAAGCCAAUUGAAGUGCGCACCUUGGCUUGGAACUUGGAGGUUGGAGCUUAAGAGCUUGCACUUGCGACGCCACUGCCGCCAUCUUCCUACUUCAACCCGCGCAACAACCACCACCUUCACCUCCACCUCUACCACCUCCACUACCACCACCACCGCUAUUACAACCCUCACCGCUCUUACAACCCUUACCACCGCCACCACCCUUCGUCCGAUAUCCACCAUAAACACAACCUCACCACUACACACAAGAUGCCGCCGAAACGUAAAGCAGAGGGAGCUCCGUCGGUUGCGAAGCACACGCGUGUCGCGGCGCCGGUAGCUAGCGACGACGACUUCGAGGAUUCGAGUGAUGACGCGGAAGAGGCCGAGGACAUGUCGCGUGUGAUCAACAAGUUCACGAUCACGGGCGGCGAUGACAGCUCCACCAGGGUCCGAAAAAUCGACGCGGCUUCGAAGUUUUUUACCAAGAAGGGACGCGAUUUAACACACUUGACCCUCAAGACUGGGCACGGAUCGAGGCCGCUGUGGAUCAACCCCGAUGGCACCAUCAUCCUCGAGAGCUUCAACCCGUUGGCGGCAAGGGCGCAGGAGUUUCUGACGACUAUCGCUGAACCCCAGUCCAGGCCACAGUAUCUCCACGAAUACAAGAUCACGGCACAUUCGCUCUAUGCUGCGGUUGCCUCUGCGGGUCUGACGCCAGAGGAUCUGCUGGGAACUCUGGAGCGGUUUUCGAAGAUCACCGUGCCCGCGUCGAUUGCCAAGUUCAUCAAGGAGACUACCGAGUCGUAUGGAAAGAUCAAGCUUGUGCUGAAGGACAAUCGAUAUUUCAUCGAGAGCAAGGACCCACAGAUGUUGCAACGGUUGCUUACGGAUCAGGAGAUAGGACCGUUGAGAUUACAGGGCGAAGUGGUGAAGGAGAAGGCUCCGCAAAUGCGUGGAUUGGUCAUUCCUGGUACAAAGGAGGCCGCUGGCGUGAAGCAAGCCCCUGGUCAACCGCAUGCGCAGGGGGCCGAGGGAGGACAGGCGUCGUCGUCGGAAGAUAUGUUCACGUCGAUUACGGGUAUCAAGGAGGAUGAGGAAGGAGAUGAUGACGAGGAUGAAGAUACGGUGCAUUCGUUCGAGAUCUCGGCGGAGUCGGUUGAGACUGUGCAGAAGCGUUGCUUCACUCUGGGAUUCCCCAUCUCGGAGGAAUACGCAUUCAGAGAAGAUCACAAGAAUCCCGACCUGAAUAUAGACCUCAGACCCCACGCUCGCAUCCGAUCGUACCAAGAAGUUAGCUUGAACAAAAUGUUCGGAAACGGACGCGCGAAGAGCGGAAUCAUCGUUUUGCCGUGCGGUGCCGGAAAGACCCUGGUCGGCAUCUCCGCCGGUUGUACCAUCAAGAAGAGUAUCGUAGUCUUGGCCACAUCAGCUAUGAGUGUUGUCCAAUGGCGCCAGCAGUUCAUCCAGUGGAGCAACAUCGAUCCUGAUCAAAUCGCCGUGUUUACGUCCGAAAACAAGGCAGCCUUCAAAGGAGAUGCCGGUAUUAUCGUGUCUACAUACUCCAUGGUCACCCAGACUCGCGGCCGAUCCCACGAUUCGGAGAAGAUGAUGCAGUUCCUGAUGGGACGUGAAUGGGGCCUAUUGAUUCUCGACGAAGUCCACGUCGUCCCUGCCGCCAUGUUCCGUAAAGUGUUGACCUCAAUAAACUCCCACUCGAAGCUGGGAUUGACGGCUACGUUGCUCCGUGAGGAUGACAAGGUCUCGGAUCUGAACUUCUUGAUUGGACCGAAGCUCUACGAGGCCAACUGGAUGGAGCUGGCUGAGCUCGGUCAUAUCGCCAAGGUUCAGUGUGCGGAGGUGUGGUGUCCUAUGAGCCCAGAGUUCUACACUGAGUAUCUGAAUGAGCCGGAUGCUCGCAAGAAGACACUGCACUAUAUCAUGAAUCCCAGAAAGUUUCAGGCAUGCCAGUUUCUGAUCGACCACCACGAAAAGCGAGGCGACAAGAUCAUCGUGUUUUCUGAUAACGUAUACGCGUUGAAAGCCUACGCCCUCAAGCUAGGAAAGGCCUUCAUCUACGGCGAAACCCCGCAGCAGGAGCGGAUGCGUAUUCUUGAGAACUUCCAGCUCAACGACAGGGUCAACACCAUCUUCCUCUCCAAAAUCGGUGACACCUCCUUGGAUCUGCCUGAAGCUACGUGCCUCAUCCAGAUCUCAUCGCACUACGGGUCCCGUCGUCAAGAAGCCCAGCGCCUCGGCCGUAUCCUCCGAGCCAAGCGCAGAAACGAUGAGGGCUUUAACGCCUUCUUCUACUCGCUCGUGUCGAAAGACACCGCCGAAAUGUAUUACUCCUCUAAGCGCCAGGCCUUCCUAGUCGACCAAGGCUACGCCUUCAAGGUGAUCACCCAUCUCCAAGGAAUCGAGAACCUCCCCGGUCUCGCGUACUCCACCGUCGCCGAGCGCAAGGAACUGUUGGAGGAAGUCGUUCUCCAGAACGCCGAAGCCGGUGGUCAGGAGAAGGAUGACUUCGACGGCAAGGGUCUCAGCUACAAUGCGAAGCGCCGUGGAGGACGCCGGACUAAGGGUCGGCUCAGCGAACUGUCGGGUGGUAACACCAUGGCAUACAUGGAACGCAACAGGAGCAGGAACAAGGAACUCAAGGGCGGCAAGAGCGCAUUCUUCAGGAAGCUCAACAGGGACACGGAUAGGCGCAAGAAGGAACAGAUUGCGAUGCUCAAGUAGAUGCUACCUACAUGCGCGUAAUCUGGGUGGUCGCAUGGGGAAAUGAUAGUUUUAUCAUAAGUUGUUUGAUUACAGCUUUUUCCACUUACGAUUUGUUUCUUUUUCCAUUUACGAUUUUUUGCAUACCUAGCAUGUACGUGUAUUCUAGACUUUGGAGGCCCUAAAGAGAGACAGAGAGACGCGAAAUGAACUCUUUCCGUUAUCC
Messenger RNA from Tricharina praecox, 3061 nucleotides. RefSeq names its product P-loop containing nucleoside triphosphate hydrolase protein. Gene Ontology annotation, molecular function: ATP binding; hydrolase activity; DNA binding. Bases 385 to 2856 code for a protein of 823 amino acids. The record is from RefSeq and is a predicted model, not a curated record. Gene Ontology annotation, cellular component: transcription preinitiation complex; transcription factor TFIIH holo complex; nucleotide-excision repair factor 3 complex. Gene Ontology annotation, biological process: nucleotide-excision repair; transcription initiation at RNA polymerase II promoter. Lineage: Eukaryota; Fungi; Ascomycota; Pezizomycetes; Pezizales; Pyronemataceae. The transcript has 4 exons.